Chaetomium globosum CBS 148.51 is the source of this 1464-nucleotide messenger RNA. RefSeq lists its product as uncharacterized. Gene Ontology annotation, biological process: mitotic DNA damage checkpoint signaling; protein phosphorylation. Gene Ontology annotation, molecular function: ATP binding; protein serine/threonine kinase activity. The record is from RefSeq and is a predicted model, not a curated record. Gene Ontology annotation, cellular component: nucleus. Bases 1 to 1464 code for a protein of 487 amino acids. Lineage: Eukaryota; Fungi; Ascomycota; Sordariomycetes; Sordariales; Chaetomiaceae. The transcript has 2 exons.
AUGGCAACAACAAUUCCUGCAAGUCGCCGUCGGGCAGAAUCGCUCCGAACAGAGCCACAGUCCUUCCGGAUCCACGAGGAUGUCCCUUCCACCGAGGACACGGAGAUGAAUGAGAGCGCGCCGCAGGUCAACGACGACGUAGAACAAGAAACCGAGCUCUUGGAAGAAGAUGGCCAGGAGUCCGAGUACUCGGAGAGUUCAGAAGACGAGGCCCCAGCCGAUGGCCACUUCCAACAAGACAUGGAAAGGCUACAGGAUUCCUUUGCUGGUUUUCGGCAGAAAUACCGUCUGAUCAAACGAAUUGGUGAAGGUACCUUUUCCACCGUCUACAAAGCCGAGGAUUUAGUGUACGACAAACACGACAAUUCGUGGGAUAUGGACAAGGAAUUAGACAAGUGGACGCCGCCGCCGCUUCGGAACCAUACGAGCCAGUCCGAAGUACUCGAUUAUACGUCGCAAUCACAGCGCCGCCGCAAGCCGAAAUACGUUGCUAUCAAGAAGAUAUACGUCACGUCCUCUCCGAACCGCAUCCUCAACGAGCUCGAGUUACUACACGAUCUUCGGGGCUGCCAAUCGGUGUGUCCCCUGAUCACGGCCUUUCGUUCGACAGACCAGGUUGUGGCCAUCCUCCCCUAUUUCCGGCACGCGGACUUUCGCGACUAUUUCCGCGAAAUGACAAUACCAGACAUGGCCAUCUACCUGCGGUCCCUUUUUACCGCGUUGGCAAGCGUGCACCAGCACAAUAUCCUCCACCGCGACAUCAAACCGACAAACUUCCUCUACGACCCUGAUUCGCGCCGAGGUGUCCUUGUCGACUUCGGUCUGGCUGAGCGCGAAGGCGCUGAUGGCGGUAAACACUGCCUCUGCCACGACGACUCGGCUACUCGAAAGGCGAGGCUGCAGCCGCUGUUCAGUGCUGAACCAAAGGAAGGGUACGCCCGGGAAGACACACGCCCCUCAAGGCGGGCUAAUCGUGCCGGGACCCGCGGAUUCCGGGCGCCCGAAGUCCUCUUCAAAUGCACGGAACAAACCACCAAGAUAGACAUAUGGAGUGCCGGCGUGAUCCUCCUCACCAUUCUAUCUCGGCGUUUUCCCUUCUUCAACUCGGCCGACGACGUCGAAGCCAUGAUCGAAAUUGCCACAAUUUUUGGGAACAAGCGCAUGCAAGGCGCUGCGUUAUUACACGGGUGUAUGAUGGAGACGACGAUCCCCACGAUCGGUAGGUCUGGGUACAGUUUGGAGGGCAUCAUUCUAUGGAGUACCGGCCGGAGUGAUAAAGUCAAGAUCAGCGAAGAUGAGAAGCUGGCGAUUAAGUUUCUCUCGCGAUGCAUGGAAUUGGACCCAACCAGGCGGAUCAGCGCCGCGGACGCGCUACAACAUGACUUCCUCCGCAUGGGCCUUGACGAAUCCGCCGAGGAAGCGAGCGACGAAGAUGACGAUGAGAUGGACAUGUUGAAGGUUUGA